Penicillium chermesinum is the source of this 1098-nucleotide messenger RNA. RefSeq names its product SANT/Myb-like DNA-binding domain-containing protein. The coding region runs from base 1 to 1098 and encodes 365 amino acids. The record is from RefSeq and is a predicted model, not a curated record. The transcript has a single exon. Lineage: Eukaryota; Fungi; Ascomycota; Eurotiomycetes; Eurotiales; Aspergillaceae.
AUGGAUAGCACAAAUCAAGAGGAAUCCAAGGUGGACGAUAACGACUCAAGACCCGAAAACCGGCAAGAUCGGGUGGAAGUUGUAGAGGGUGGAAUGACGACACAAAGUGCCCAGGCCGAGGGAUCCUCAAGCAGCGAGCCAUGCCCGGGCAAGGGUUCCGGAGGGGGUUCCAUCGAGAAAGGACAGGACCCUGUAUCUCCCCUGUCGAUACCACGAACUUGUCGAGUCAAAAAAUCAGAAGCCCCUUCUGCUAAGACUCGCUCCCUUCGUCCACGACAAAAUACAGAGUUUGGGCGGUUAAAACGAUCACAAGCCAUUAGCGUGGUCGUCCCUGCUCAUCGAAGCGACGACCUUGCUAGAGACGCCAACGCGAGUCCUCCAGCCAGACCGCGACGCUGCGAUCGUGGAGGCGGCAACAGCCGUAACAAUAAUCGCCAAAAACGGGCCGUAAGGGAGAGACAUUCACCACUCCCGAGUAAAUCCUGUCUUCAGCCACCAGAACGACCACAGAAACGACCAAAGACAUCCGCAAGAAACACACUGGUCUCGACCAAGGAGGUCAUCGGGAAAGAUGACAGCUAUAGUCUAUCUUCCGAAUGUCGUUCAACCUCUAUCCCAGGUGAAACACAAGAGAUAUAUGGCCGUGGAAUCCUCCGUAUGCAAGCUCACGGUCAUCGGCACGUUUAUUUCAUGACAUUCCUUCCGGACGUUUCGCACCACCAAUCCGUGGCGUCGUCAAUCGAGUCUCCAUUGCAUAACAAAUCCUCUAAGGAUAUAUCUUCGGAGCCAGAGUUACAUACAUGGCAUCGCAAGCGAACCUUAUCCCCGGAUUACGACGACGAAGAUGCAUGGUCGAACAGGUCUUCGAUAAGCUCGGCGCUAAGCUCCCGGUCUCGCACUGGUCGCAGCAGUGCAAAACCAAAGACCAGCAGGCGUGUGCGGUGGUCGCCUGAAGAAAAAAAACUUUUACGAGAGCUCAAGCGAGAUGGAAGCCGACCGUGGUCUGAAGUGACAAGAUUAUUCUUGGAAAAAUACCCCGGCAGAAAGCCUGGCGCAAUCCAGGUCUACUGGAAUAAUAUCCUCAGCCCAAAUGAAUAG